Messenger RNA from Chironomus riparius, 1454 nucleotides. Lineage: Eukaryota; Metazoa; Arthropoda; Insecta; Diptera; Chironomidae. The record is from the annotation of a GenBank genome assembly.
AUGAGUUCCGAUUUGACAGAAUACGAAAAAUAUCUCGACAUGUUUGAGAAAAUCUUUACAAAAAUGGGAAUUUGGCCAAGUACAAAAAUUCAGCCGAUUAGAUAUGUCAUCUUAUUUGUGUUUAUAUUCUUUUGUGUUUUGUUUCUAUACAAAGUGAUAUUUUAUCCAGAGCGUGAGUCAAUUGAAAACGGAAUUGUGAAUACCAUGGGAUGUAUCAUGGCAAUAUUAUUUGCGAUCCGAAUGAACUUACGUGAGGAGCAAUUUGUCAAAGUUUUUGAAUUUAUUCGAAAUGAUUUAAGUGGAACUCCGUCGCCAAUUAAAAAGGAAGUUUUCAUUGAGAUUGUUGACGUCAUUAAAGGAAUGAUAAAAUUUGUCACUUACAUAUUUCCAGUAGCAAUUAUACCUAAAUUAUUUUCACCUUUCCUUGAAUAUGGAUUCAAAAUGCUAGUGCAAAGCGGUAAUAAUGUGUCAUUAAUUUUACCACCGCCAAUGGCACUACCACAAAUGUCAUUUCUAUAUUUUGAUGGUUUCAUAAUAUAUGUUCUGGAAUGCUCCGUUCGUAUGAUUAUGCUGUGCUGGCUUAUGGGUUUCGCAUUCAUUUAUGCCAUCUCAUCUCUUUAUCUUGGUGGACAAUUUCGUGCACUCGGAAGAGAGCUUGAAGCUCUUUCAAUUGAAAAUGAGGAAAUUUUUGAUGCAUGUAUUAAAAGACAUAAUGAGAUCCUGAGUAUCACAAAGAAGUUGAACAAUAUUUAUAGAUUUCAUAUGUUAGUCGAGUACAUUGUUUCAUACGUAAAUUGGGCAGUUCUUUUGCUUUCAAUGUUUGCAGGUAAUGGAGGAGCUUUAGGUUUCUUUAACGACAUGUUACUGACAACUGCUGGAGGCUCUCAAUUUGUUUUUAUUCAUUACUUUGGUGGGAGAAUUGCAGAAAUGAGCUUGGAAGUGUUCCAUGGAGCGUACUGCUCGGACUGGACUAGCAAGCCCAUAAAACAACAAAAAAAGUUGUACAUUAUGAUGAUGAGAGCCAGGAAAUCCAGUAAAUUGUGUUUGUAUGAACACUUCAUCACAGCUUCAUUAGAGAAUAUGAUGAAUCUAUUUAAAGACUCGUAUGCUUCUUUUAACAUUUUGAAAUCAACUAUGGAGAAAUAAGUGACAUUUGAAAAGUGAUUAAAGGUUUAUAAUGAAAAGUAGUCACUAAGAACAACAAUAUAUCAGAUAAUCAUCUCGUUAAAUCAGCCACGAAACAAAAGGAAACAGAUGAAAUGACAAUAAAAUUAUGAAAUAAAGACAUUUAUACUUUCGAAAAUGUCGAAGAGCUUUGCGUGGUUUCUAAUAAAAUAUCAAUUGUAUAUUGAAUGUCAAAAUGUGAAGACUUGAAAAACAAACUCAAAAAAUAAACCAUUAAUCAAUUUUAUGUGGAGGUGUUGAUAAAUUGAUAAAGAUUCUACAAAAGUUCU